CGUUUCGAGACGCCGACGCAGGGAGACGGCGGAAAGGGUCGCCGUCGUCGUCACUGCGGCGCAGCUGCUCCCUCGCCUUAGGAGGAGGAGGAGAACGAUGGCCUUCGCCCGGAGUCCCCUCUGGAGUCUUUGCGUCCUUCUGGGUUUCCUGGUGCCGCCCGGCGGUUCCUCUGAACACUGUGAGGCUUACACAGAUUCUGAUGGAUUUUGGCAUCCACAGCAGACUUGCUCAGAAUAUUGUUGUGGAACCUGCACUCAUCGUUAUUGUUGCUCAGACCGCUUUAAAAAAAAUGAUCAGUUUAUUUGUUCCAUGAAAAGCACAUUUCCAUCUUUCAAGCCUGAACCAUUCAAGAUGGACCCAGAUUUUGAAGAUCUAUAUUCAUCUGAUUUCAGUGGGACAUUUAUAGCAAUUGGCAUUUCAAUAUUCGUCGUGUUUGUAGUAGCCAUCAUUCUCUGCUUCACCUGCUCAUGUUGCUGCCUGUAUAAAGCCUGCCGAAGGAGACCGCAGCCUAUUGUCACCACAUCCACAACUGUGAUGCAGGUGCCUUACCCUCAACAGCCUGGGGUUCCAGUUGCUUAUGCCGCAGGAGCAUACCAAGGAUACAAUCCAUUGCCGGUACAGCCCCAACCUGGAAUGCCAGCAGCACCCUACCCAACCCAGUACCCUCCGCCCUAUCCUACACAGCCUAUAAGGCCACCACCAUACCAGGAAACUGUGGCAGCUGGUGCCUCAGCUCCUUCAGCUCAACCUCCUUAUAAUCCAGCAUAUAUGGAUCCUCCAAAGGCUUCCUAUUAAAUGGACUUUUGCUGUGUGUCUCUGUGGAAGCCUCUUCAAAUUGCCUUUUUCACAAGGAGUUAUUUCUGAAGAUAUUAUUCCAACAUAUCUGUUUGGAGGGAUGGGUCACAGUUUAGACAAUUUUAUUUACAGUGCAUUGAGACGUGCAAGAAAUUCAAGCAAUUAAAAUAUGAUUUUUUUGUAAAAAAAAAAAAAAGAAAAUAGUGGUGAAUCUAAGAAAGAACCUAAAAAGUAAACAUCAAAAAUAUAAUUGGAUUAACUAGGAACAAUCAUUUGUGGAAUUAUUUUGUCAUUAUUUCAUCAAAAUCAAUUUAGAAUCGGCUAAUCUCUACUCCAGGGAAGAGUAACAUCUGCUGUGAAACAAUGUUUUAUAAAUAAUAGGGAAAUAGCUCUUUAGCAAGAAAUGGGGCAUGUUGUUCAAUAAUUCCCUUGUUUUUAUCCAUUAUGCAGCACUUGCACAGCCAUUCAGUAUCACAGUGCAAAUAUUUGAAUUUCAUUGGAAUUUUAUCACUAUACCAAAAAAAUCUUUUGAAUUCUCUGUUGCAUGGAGAUUGUUGAAUGGGAUCAUUUAUCAGCUUUCUGUGUUCUGCAACAAAAUAUUACAGCACGUUGUGUUCUUAUGAAAGAAGACCCGGACUCGGACCAAACAAAGAUAAAUAAUGUAGUGACCUCUUCUGCUUUUUUUAUCUGUAGUUCCCAGAAUCCCUUGCCCUUAGCAUCCAGAGGCUGCUGGGAAUUUAAAUCCAGCCGGAGGGAUGUUAAAUUACAUAGCCCUGCUCUAUGCUAUUUAAAUGGGACAUUUCAUUCCUCCCCACAUUAACCAUUUUUCUUAUCUAACUGACAAUCUAUUUCCUAUAGGCAUAUAUAUAGUUUUGAUUUAGGCUGUAUUUGUUUUGAUUAGAGUCUCAUUAGCCUGAGCAUAUUAUUAGAAGGAGGAAAUAUCACAGUAAUAUUUCAUUUUAAAUGGAUGUUUUGCUGCCAUUUCAGAACAAUCCAUUUCUCAGUUGAAAGUAAUUUUUCAACUACUUAAGGAGAGAAAAAGAGAGAUGAAUUUCUGUCUUGAAACAAACAUUAUCUGUAUUGAAUUUGGCAUCCUAGACACUUGUAUGAAAGUGGAAACAUUUCAAAACUCUUUACAUAGUAAUAUGGAACUAAUUUGAUAAGGAAGAAAGCCUAACCCUGGGCUAACACCCCAGGAAAAAAGAGAUGGCUCCCAAUCUCUGCAUAGUUAAAGCAAUCCAAAGGAAAACAACUUUGCUCCAAAUAAAGUGAUACAGAACCCAAAAUAAAUCAGUGCAGCUUAUAAAACCAGACUAUGAGAUUAGUUAAGUUCUGAGAACUGUAGUCCCUGUUCAGAAAUACCAGCCAAGAGAUACAUGGUUUGGGAGCUUUUUUUUCUACUGCUAAUAGUUUUCCGUAGUUAUAGGAUUGUAGUCUUGGUGUUUGAAGAAUAUUUGUCACCUUUGUGUCUUCUAAAGCUCCCAGUUUCAGUUCCAUUUUUCUAUUUAAGAUACUUGCAGAAUAAUUAAGACUGAAUUCUGUAGAGCUUUCAUUUAAUAUGAAGGGGGACUUUACAGUAAACUUACACAGGAACGUUUCUCUUCAAAAAAUGUAGUAUCUCCUCUGCAUUAAUAGGUUGUAUCAGUCUUUUCCAUAGCACUAAUCUUGAGAUAUGUUGGUUUACGGCCAUGCUUGCUGGAUAUACUGUAAAUUAUAAUCCAACACAAUAAAGUGCACUCAUCUGAGAAAAGUGGACUACAUUAUGUUACAGAAAAAUGAAAGGAUAUCAGAAAAUCAAAAGUUAUGUAUGUGGAUAAUGGAAUACUUCUUUGUGCAUAGGAAAGAGAAAAUGGCUGAUUUCUGCAGCUUAUGUUCAGCUCCACUAUUGUAGUUCUCAACUUACAACCAUAAUGAAGUCUGCCAUUUAUGAUCGCAAGUCAUGAUGGUUGUAAAGCAGGAUAUCAUAUGAUUUUAUGACUUUUUUUGCAACCAGUUGUAAGACGAGGAUGACCUGUAAGUCUGAAAGAGUUUGCCCCCCUUAUUCCUACCCAUUAGAGAUAUCUUAUUUCAGCAAGCUUCAGGUUUUAUCCCAGCAUGACUCAGUCUAUGGUUUUACUUCCACAUACGGUCUCAGAAAGAAUACCUCUCUCUCUAUCCCUGUGCUGUAUUAUGGAAUCAUAGUAUUAUUUUGCUGACGGCCGUUUGCCUGCUUGCCUCGAGCUGCUUUUGUUUCCUUAUUUAGGCUAUAUAUGCUGAGGUUAGUUUCUAAUCAUUGUAAUAUGUGAAAUCACAGUUAACACUGGCAAGAUUUCAGUAAUUCACAACUAUAACAGAAUUUCUCAAAAGUAUUUGUUUAUGUAAAAUUUAUAAUAGAAGGUGUUUCUUUAAUGGAACUUUCUACUGCUAGAAGUGGGUCCUGUUACAAUUCACAGUACUUGUAUGAAGGAUUGUAACAAGUGGCACAUGUAGUGUCUCAAUUAAAAUGCUGCAUUCUUUGUUGAAGAAGAGAAGAUUUUAGUUUAUCCUUUUUUAUUGUGAACUUUUAAAGUGCCUUUUUCAAAUUUUUGUAACUUGUGCCACCAUAGCUAUUGUACAAUAUUAAUGUACUGUGAUAUUUUUGUUCCGAAUCUUGAUUUUGUUUUUAAUAAAAAAUUUCCUUUACAUGUUGUUGCUUCUGGUAAAGAAAAUACAUUCAGAAAAAGGCUAGCAUAUUUGUGGAUAUUUCUAAUAAAUCAGACCAUUUAAAAUACA
This is a messenger RNA of Protobothrops mucrosquamatus (brown spotted pit viper), 3547 nucleotides long. It is a transcript of the gene SHISA5, whose product is annotated as shisa family member 5. Gene Ontology annotation, biological process: positive regulation of canonical NF-kappaB signal transduction. NCBI's taxonomy places the organism in Eukaryota, Metazoa, Chordata, Lepidosauria, Squamata, Viperidae. The record is from RefSeq and is a predicted model, not a curated record. Gene Ontology annotation, cellular component: endoplasmic reticulum. Bases 98 to 796 code for a protein of 232 amino acids. The transcript is spliced from 6 exons.